Dioscorea cayenensis subsp. rotundata (Guinea yam) is the source of this 3242-nucleotide messenger RNA. RefSeq names its product probable LRR receptor-like serine/threonine-protein kinase At3g47570. Lineage: Eukaryota; Viridiplantae; Streptophyta; Magnoliopsida; Dioscoreales; Dioscoreaceae. The record is from RefSeq and is a predicted model, not a curated record. Gene Ontology annotation, molecular function: protein binding; ATP binding; protein kinase activity. Gene Ontology annotation, biological process: protein phosphorylation; hormone-mediated signaling pathway. The coding region runs from base 82 to 3144 and encodes 1020 amino acids. Gene Ontology annotation, cellular component: plasma membrane. The transcript has 2 exons.
UUCUCUUCAAUGAAAUAUUGUACAUUUUUGUUUAUAAAUCCUAACAAGAAGCAUAACUUGGUUUGAUAACAUUAAAAAUCAAUGGAGAUUCAAGGAAACUACCAUGCCCCUUUUUACUACUUCUUGUUCUUCAUCUUCUUGCAAUCCAGUAUUUGUUUAUCAAACAAUGUGAGUGACAAUCUUGCUCUGUUAUCCUUCAAGUCUCUGAUAUCUGAUUCCCAUGGGGAAUUAGACUCAUGGAACAACACUCUUCAUCACUGCAAAUGGAGAGGAGUAACAUGCAACAAUCCAGGAAGAGUCAUAGCCUUGGAGUUAGAUAAUCUCAACCUCACUGGCUCCAUAUCUCCUCACUUAGCCAACCUCACCUUUCUUACAACACUCAACCUCUCUGCUAAUAAUUUCAAUGGAUUCAUCCCUCAAGAACUUGGCAGGCUUGCUAAGUUGCAAUACUUUACUUUGAGCUACAACUCCCUCAGUGGUGACAUCCCUGUGAGUCUUAGCAACUGCUCUAACCUUCUCUCUAUCAGUCUAGGCAACAACAUGCUCACAGGUGCACUCAAACCAGAGCUUGGAGUUCUCUCAAAACUUCAAGUUCUUAGUCUCAGUGAGAACAAUCUCUCUGGUAGCAUCCCUUCAGAGUUGGGAAAUCUUUCAUCUCUCAAUGGUUUAUAUCUUUUCAAUGAUGGUUUGGAAGGAAGGAUUCCUCAAGAGAUGGGGAAGCUUACAAACUUGAAGAUAUUUCAGGUGGGAACCAACAGGCUAUCAGGUGAGAUUCCUCCCUCUGUUUAUAACAUAUCAUCAAUCCAGUUCUUCACUGCAGGAUAUAAUCAACUGGUUGGAAGUCUUCCACCAAGCAUGUUUCAAACUCUUCCAAAUCUCCAAAUGCUUCUUCUGGACGAUAACAGACUCCAUGGCAGGAUACCAGCUUCACUUUCCAAUGCAACUGAGCUGGUAGAACUUGAUCUUAAAAAUAAUAACUUCUCUAGUAUAGUACCAUCAGAGUUGGGAUUCCUUCAGAACCUGUAUUGGAUAAAUCUUGGACUGAAUCAACUUGAAGCUAGUAGUGCAGAAGAUUGGAAGUUCUUCACUUCUUUGACAAAUUGCAGCCUUUUGAGUACAGUAGGAUUGGAAAGCAACAGGUUCAGUGGUGAAUUACCUCAAUCCAUAGCAAACCUGUCUGCAAGACUGGAUGGGAUUUCAAUCGGAAAUAAUCAGGUAUCUGGUAGCAUACCUGAAGGAAUCGAUAAACUUGUCAAUCUUACCGUAUUUUUAAUGCACAAUAACAGAUUGAGUGGUAGUAUUCCAUCAUCUAUCGGGAAGCUUAAGAAGCUGCAUGUCUUAAAUCUUUCUGGAAAUAAGUUUAAAGGUUCAAUUCCAGAUUCAAUUGGCAACCUGACUCAAUUGAUUAUGUUGUAUUCAGAAGCAAGUGGUUUAAGUGGAAGUAUUCCUGCAAGUAUUGGUAACUGUCAAGGCUUGUUGGAAUUGGACCUUUCUUACAAUGAUCUUAGUGGUGAAAUUCCUAAAGAGCUACUCAGCAUCUCUGCUCUUUCUACAUAUGUUUAUUUAUCAAAUAACAAGUUGAGUGGUUCCUUGCCUGCAGAAGUGAGCAACUUAAAAAAUCUUGGUGUGUUUGAUGUGUCAGAGAACAGAAUUACAGGCCAGAUUCCAAGUGCUAUUGGUGAUUGUCAGAGCUUGGAACAAUUAUUUUUGCAAGGAAACUUGUUUCAAGGUGAAAUUCCUGAGUCACUUAGCAGAUUGCAUGGCCUAAAAUUAUUAGAUCUUUCGAAGAACAAUCUGUCCGGUCACAUUCCAGAGCAGCUAGGAAGUUUGCGUGCAUUGCUUUAUUUGAAUCUGUCAUACAACAAUCUUGAGGGAGAAGUGCCAACAAUUGGAGUCUUUGCCAACACAAGUGCAGUUUCACUGACUGGAAAUUACAGACUUUGUGGUGGUGACCCAAAAUUGAAUUUGACUGCUUGUGAUACUCAGUCCAACAGAAAAAAACAUUUGUCUCUGACACUGAAGAUAAUCAUCCCUGUAGUCAGUGCAAUUGCAUGCCUAGCAUUACUGAUCUUUGUCUUUGUUGCUCUUCAUUGGAGGAAGAAGUCUAAGUGGAGGUCUACAUCUACUUCAGAAUUUGGCAUCGAGGAUCAGUUCAUGAGGGUCUCUUACAGUGAACUAUUUGAAGGUACUAAUGGCUUUUCGGCAUCUAAUCUCAUUGGAGUGGGUGGAUUUGGUUCUGUUUACCAAGGGACAAUCAGUUCUGAAGAAAGAAUGGUUGCCGUGAAAGUGCUAGACCUUCAAAUACAAGGGGCAUCAAAGAGUUUCAUGGCCGAAUGUGAAGCCUUGAGAAACAUUCGUCAUAGAAAUCUUCUCAAGAUCAUUACUGCAUGCUCAAGUGUAGAUAAUGAAGGGAAUGAUUUCAAAGCUCUAGUUCUCGAGUUCAUGCCGAACGGGAGCCUUGAGAAAUGGUUGCAUCCUAUGCAAUUUGACAGAACUCCUUCUAAGACUAUGAACCUCAUAGAAAGAUUGAACAUAGCUAUUGAUGUUGCUUCGGCAUUGGAUUAUCUUCAUCACUAUGGCCAUAAGCCCAUCAUACAUUGUGAUUUGAAGCCGAGUAAUGUUCUUCUCGACAAUGAUAUGUGUGCUCAUGUCGCUGACUUCGGGCUAGCAAAGUUUCUUUCUGAAAUGGUGCCUCAAUCUUUUGAAUGUUCAACUAGCUCUUUUGAUAUUAAAGGAUCCAUUGGAUACAUUGCACCAGAGUAUGGAAGUGGUGGUCAGGUCUCUACUUUUGGAGAUGUUUACAGUUAUGGAAUCCUUUUGCUAGAGAUGUUCACCGGUAAAAGGCCAACUGAUGGUAACUUCAAAGAAGGUAUAGGACUUCAUAUGUUUGUCAGCAUGGCAUUUCCUGAUAGAUUGCUCGAUGUGGUGGACCCUUUUCUCCUAUAUAAGCGUAGUGAUGAAGAAGCUAAAGAGAUCAGUGUGGAAGAACAGAAUUGUUUGGUUUCAGUAUUCAGGGUAGGACUUUCUUGCUCAAAAGAAAGUCCGAAAGAGAGAAUGGAGAUGGGAGAUGUCACUAAGGAGUUGCAUGCAAUAAAAGAUUCGCUUUUGAGAUUUGAGACUGAUGAGAGAUUUGAAGAAAAAUAAAGUUUGAUUUCUGCAACAGAUAUGCAUCACACAUAUAGAGAGAUUUCUAUAUCAGCAAUGUAUUGUUUAUAUUAUUGUGAUGUUCUAUAUAAAAGCAA